Molecule: messenger RNA, 1443 nt
Organism: Pomacea canaliculata
Lineage: Eukaryota; Metazoa; Mollusca; Gastropoda; Architaenioglossa; Ampullariidae
Exons: 3
Coding region: 12-857 (281 amino acids)
Source: RefSeq, a predicted model, not a curated record
CACGUUCAAGAAUGCAGAAACUUUUGGCACGAAGACGAGGAGAAAAAGAGAAAAAACCUGUUAAACGGGCGACGACGGCAAGCGAGCCGACAAUGAUCUCGCAGCUGGACGUACGACUGCAGGCUCUGGACCAGGCCAUUAACCGCGAUUUCCAUGACGACCUCCUCAUGGCCCGACAGAUGACGAUGCCCAGGUUGUUCCAGCGGUCACCCAAGCUACAGGCGCGCUGGAAGGUGAUGCAUGACGUGAGGAUGUUACAGGAUAUCCUGGUCGGCAUGCGCUGUGCACGUGAGCGGCGAGAAGAAGAAAAGAGAAAAGAAAGAGAGCGGGAUGCACUUCAAGCUGCUGAAGAAGCACAGGACGAACCCACAGCUGACGACUCGCAGGAAAAGGAAGACACCCAAACAUCCGAGUCUUCAAAGGAAUCACCGGACCACCCUUCUGACAUCACGAUAGCGGUGAUACACGCCGAAGACCCACCAACAGCAGGUGACGAGGGCUCUGCUCAUACAGGAGACGAGCCUGGCGCAGGACCGGCUGCCCUGGAUGUCCCCAAGGAAGGACAGAAGACCGUUGCCCUGUCUACGUCCCAAGUCAGAACUGCAACCAGUCGCGUGGGAUCUCGUAGUCGCCUUGAAAGAAGUUACACGACAGUGCCCUUCCAGCUACCCCCAAGUACAUCGUUUGCCGGCAGACGACAACCACCAUCAUCCCAGCAACAAACAACAACUGGUCGGUUGCGGCGGACCAUCACUUCACUGUCCAUGUCACGUGGCCGACGUUCCUCUGCAACCAGAGUGUCCCCGGCCAUGAUGUGUCGCAUCCAGGAUGCGGAGAAGAUUUAUGGCGGUCAGUGACCGUUAGAAACGAGCAGUCUUGCUGAAAGCUGCUCCACAUUUUUAAAAAAAAGCAGACUUUUUUUAAAAAAUAUGAAGAUUCUAUUACAAUUUCAACAUCUGCAAACGCAUUUUAUAUCUGUGUAACUGGCGACUCAGAGAUGGUGAAUAUCUAUAUUAACGACUUUUCCAAUGAAAAGAAAAAGGAUUCUAUAUAUUUCAAAUAAAAUAUGUCACUGCUCGUGAUAUCAAAAGAUUGAAGAAAUAAAAGUGAGUCCACCGUACUAACUUCAGUCGGAUACCAAACAUUUAAACCGCCCCUGGUAUCUUUAGAGAGGUUUAUGUGCUCGUCUGCUCGUCAUUUAAUUAAUCAGAAGGUCGUUAAUUCGAAGCCUUCUCGGGCCAGUGACUGGAAAACUUCCUUUGUCCAGCCAGGGUGCCAGGGAAGAAAGAUGGCGCAAGGAAAAGGUUGGGGCUUGCUUUCAAGAUCCCCUGUCCUCUACAGUUUACUGGCCAUGAGACACUUACCGUUAUGCCUUUUAAGACUGUGAUAACCUUUCAACAUCUAUUUCUUAUGAUGGAUUUGCAGACAGGAAAUAAAAAUAUA